Penicillium cinerascens is the source of this 1269-nucleotide messenger RNA. RefSeq lists its product as uncharacterized. The record is from RefSeq and is a predicted model, not a curated record. NCBI's taxonomy places the organism in Eukaryota, Fungi, Ascomycota, Eurotiomycetes, Eurotiales, Aspergillaceae. The transcript is spliced from 3 exons. Bases 50 to 1156 code for a protein of 368 amino acids.
GAAGCCUCACCUUCUAACAAUCCCAAUCUGAAAACCCUUGAUCCAUUCGAUGAAUACGCUCGGUUCCCACUCGCCUUCGACACGGCCCAUCAAGAGAAGACGCCAGUCGUCGAAGGCGAAUGAGGAGUCAGGAGGACUAGAAGGCACCAAUCAAGAGAUAAACACCUAUGACCCCAAAGCAGCGUGCGGCGAAAAGAUAAAUGUUGCGGCGACAACCUGCUACCUUGCGAGUGAGCUCAAACUCAUGUUGCGCAAGAACCCUCCACUUGCAUCAACGGCAAUAGAGCUUCUUGAUCUCUACUUGUGUGUCUGGGAGUGCUAUGUCAUCAAGUCGGCUUCCAAGAUACGCUUAGAAGAGGAGCGCCGGAUUCUGCGGAGCUCGAAUGACUGGCUGGCACGCGAGAACGCCCGCCUUCAUGAAGCCUGCACUAAUCAAGCCCUGCUGCUGUGGGAUCGACGCCAGGCCUUUGAUUCGAUCCAAUGGAGGGUUUUCCAAAUCCUGCAGAGCAGUGAUAGACGCUCAUAUCAGAUGAGUGACCCCCCUCUGGAUCUGGAUCUGGAUCUGGAGCAGCUGUGGGCGGAUUUUAUCGACAUACCAACGACUCCUCGCCUCGCGGCUGAUUAUGACAAUCCCUUCUCGAUGGAACCGCUCAACACACCCGUCUGUCCAAACAAAGAAGUCCUCACGCCAUUCGUCGUCGAAUGCAUGUUUUAUCCCAGUUAUGAUUCCCAGCGCUGCUUUCCCUGGACUGGGCCAGACCCGUUGUCUUUUCACACUUGCGCCGACGACAUCUUCCUCUGGAUGUCUGCAUUUCUGCUUUUCGAGCCGAUACAGUGGGUAGAGUUUCGGCUAUGCAGGCUGAUGACGGGGACUAGCGAAGUGGCAGAGGAAUACCCCUUUUUCCUACCUCGCGUUGAGUCGACCCUGGGAAAUCUGCCUCGAAUUCGUGGGCAGGUAUGUGAUAUUAUCUCGCGGCAGGACAGCCAAGGGGCUUGGGGUGAUUCGCAUUUUCAAAUGUACAUGUGGCCGCGGAAAGAGGCAAUGUCGGGCCUUAUCCGGGAGAACGCGUUUUCGUGCGUUCGCUCAGCCACGCCCGUGUCAGCGCUCGAUCCGGUCUGUUUUGUACGGAAUAUAGCAGGGAACUUUGCAGUAUGACUCCUGACGGGAGGGUGAAAAAGCCAUGCAUUCCGGGAGCAAAUCUCUUGAUCUUAAUUGAACGGAAUUUGAUUUGCCUAUCUUUAACAAAGCCCGCAUCAUCAUCAUCAUCA